This is a messenger RNA of Aspergillus nomiae NRRL 13137, 435 nucleotides long. RefSeq lists its product as uncharacterized. The coding region runs from base 1 to 435 and encodes 144 amino acids. The record is from RefSeq and is a predicted model, not a curated record. The transcript has 2 exons. NCBI's taxonomy places the organism in Eukaryota, Fungi, Ascomycota, Eurotiomycetes, Eurotiales, Aspergillaceae.
AUGGUCCGUCUUCUUGCCUUCAUUGUUCUGGCUGCUGCCACCGUCGAGGUAGUCUCUGCUGCUGCUCUGCCCACUCCACCGAGGCCCGCUGAAGUUACCAUUUGGCGUCGUAAUGAUGGCCCUCUCAGCACCAUAGCAGCAACUGCAGUUGAGACAGCCUUUCCAGCUGAGAAGACAACCACUGAGAUCGAGGAUGGGGAAGAUGUCCCCAAUGACGACACAGUUACCGGUGAGGAUGAUGAUGUCUUCACCGACGUGGCCGUUGCACUCUUGGCUGCCUGGCUGAUAAAGACUGUCGCCGGGGACAGACAUGCGUGGGUGGGCAAUGCCGUACUGCAGGCGGAGUCAACCCUCCUGCAUGCAAGCCUUACAAGCAGCUAUGUGCUGCCAAUGAAGAAUGUUGCUCAGGUGUCUGCCGCCUGGGAUGGCGCCUGA